Gloeophyllum trabeum ATCC 11539 is the source of this 1811-nucleotide messenger RNA. RefSeq lists its product as uncharacterized. Gene Ontology annotation, biological process: riboflavin biosynthetic process. Gene Ontology annotation, molecular function: GTP cyclohydrolase II activity. The transcript has a single exon. The coding region runs from base 144 to 1643 and encodes 499 amino acids. The record is from RefSeq and is a predicted model, not a curated record. NCBI's taxonomy places the organism in Eukaryota, Fungi, Basidiomycota, Agaricomycetes, Gloeophyllales, Gloeophyllaceae.
GGGUACUCAUCCACACCGGCUAAGGGUAUAACUCUCUGACUGACUAUUCUUCGUCAUAUGUUAUAGCUUGCGCCCGUAUUUACGCUCUAUUUAUUGUCCUGCGUUUAUCCUCCCGGUCUGCUUAGAUUCCCCCUUACCUAGCUAUGACUGUCGGCAUUGAAUCCCCCAACGACCUCGACUUGUCGCUGCUGGACCUGCUCACGGCACCGUCGCUCCCGACCAGCAAAACUGCGCAUCGCAGACGAGAUGCUGAGCUAGACCCAUUACUGCUCGCUGCUGCUCUCGCCUCUGGUCCUCACGUUACCCGAAACCAUUAUCAUCAUGACUUCUUCCCGCCUGUUAUGGACCCCCAGGCACAGGGUGCAUAUGACUGGACCAAGUGGACUGGCGAGGAGGUCGGGUCGGAGAAGGAGGCGCGGAGGGGAUACACCUACUUGAGUCGCCAAGCUCCAAGAAGCAAGCGAUUACAGGCCCGCAACGUCAACGAAGCGUCCAAGGAAAAUCAUUCGUCCCCGACCGAGGUCGGCCCGCCCCUUCGGGCAAACGACCUCCCUGAGCCAACGGCAAAGAAGACCAGGUCGUCAUCGGUGUCGGUCGUUGUGGACACGAAUGCCGGCGCAGCCCCUGCGUCUGCGCGAUCUGCGCAAGUCGAGGUUAAAUGCAUGGCACGCACGCGCAUCCCGACGCCCCAUGGGCCCGCCUUCUUGCACCUCUACCACAACAAUCGGGAUAACAAGGAACACCUCGCAAUCGUCGUCGAUCCAGCGCAGCUCUCCUAUGAGUGCAACCCGCUCGCGCCGCCUAUCCGAAGCCGCUCGCUGGAUGCGAUCUGGUCGGAGACAGAGACGGAGAUGGACCGCAUAACCCGGGGUGCCUACGUCGGCCGCCUCUCCCCUGACUCUCAAACUCCAUCCAAGCCCCUCACUGAGCGCCCCGUGGUCAGCGGGGAUUCUAUCCCAUCACCGCUCAUCCGAAUUCAUUCGGAAUGCUUCACUGGCGAGACCAUCGGGAGCAUGCGCUGCGACUGCGGUGAGCAGUUAGAUGAGGCGAUCAGGCUGAUUUCGCAGCCCAUUACGAUACCUUCCGUAUCCCCUGAUGCCGCCCCGACCACUAUCCCUGGGCGGGGUGCAGUCGUGUACCUUCGUCAGGAAGGUAGGGGAAUCGGUCUCCUGUCCAAGAUACGAGCCUACAACCUACAGGACCUCGGACAUGAUACCGUCACCGCGAACUUAAUGCUCGGCCAUCAGGCGGAUGAGCGGGGAUACGAAAUCGCCGCAGCUAUAUUGCGAGACCUGGGACUCGGCACAGAGUGUGGGGAGGGCGUGCGCUUGCUCACGAACAACCCCGACAAGGUGCAGGCAUUGGAGCAAGAGGGAUUGCGUGUAGUGGAACGUGUGCCGAUGAUACCCCGGAGCUGGCAGAGACGGCACCGGCGUGCUGCUGAAAACGUCGUUCCCGCGCCGCUUGCUUUGGACGCUGAGGAUGAGGCGGAGAAGGAGCGGCGCUCGGGUGCUACACUUAUUGGCGGUGGAGCUGCUCACGGCGAGGAUUUGGAAAAAUACUUGCGGACGAAGGUUUUAAGGAUGGGCCAUAUGCUGCCCAUCUUCCCGGAGCGCACGGACAAGGAUGGUAUCGACGCAUAGGACAUCACUCUACUUCAACUGUAGGAUCUACAAGGAAUAUUUAUUAUACUCACCUCGCUAACAUCUUGUAACGUCGCACCCGCAUCAUUAGUCUCCUUUCGAGUCCAUAUUUUAUUCUUCGGCUUAUACAUAUCAGAAUCGUGGCUAUUGCAGAAUUAACAUCUUGAC